AUGUCCCUCAGCCCCAAGCACACGACGCCCUUCUCCGUCUCCGACAUCCUGAGCCCCAUGGAGGAGACCUACAAGAAGUUCGGCCCCAUGGAGGGCGCCGUGGGCUCGCCGCUGGGCGCCUACCGCCCGCCGCAGGGCGCUCAGGGGGGCAUGCCCCAGCACGGCCACAACCCCGCCGCCUACCACAUGGCCCCCCCCGGCGUCUCGCAGUUCCCCCCCGGAGCCAUGGGCGGCUACUGCAACGGCAGCCUGGGCAACAUGAGCGACCUGCCCGCCUACCCCGACAGCGUGCGCAGCAGCGCGGCCGCCGCCGGCUGGUACGGGGCCAACCCCGACCCGCGCUACUCCACCAUCUCCAGGUUCAUGGCCCCGUCGGGCGGGAUGAACGUGGCCGGCAUGGGCGCGCUGACGGGCAUCGCCGAGGCGGCCAAGUCCAUGGCCCCGCUGCACGCGGCGCCGCGGCGCAAGCGGCGGGUGCUGUUCUCGCAGGCGCAGGUCUACGAGCUGGAGCGGCGCUUCAAGCAGCAGAAGUACCUGUCGGCGCCCGAGCGGGAGCACCUGGCCUCGCUCAUCCACCUCACGCCCACGCAGGUGAAGAUCUGGUUCCAGAACCACCGCUACAAGAUGAAGCGGCAGGCCAAGGACAAGGUCACGCAGCAGCAGCUGCAGCAGCAACAGCAGCAGCAGCAGGACGGCGGGCUGUGCCAGCAGCAGUCGCCGCGCCGCGUGGCCGUGCCCGUGCUGGUGAAGGACGGCAAGCCGUGCCAGGCACCCGCGGGCGGCACGCCUGCCCCGUCGCAGCCCGCGCCGCCCAGCCAGGGGGGCUCCAGCGCCGCCCUGCCCGCCGCCGGCAGCGUGGCGCACCCGCCGCACCCGGGCCAGCCCGUGGGCGCCCUGAGCCAAGCCCCGGAGCUGGAGGAGAUGUCGCCCAGCCCACCCGCCCUGCACGGCCAGGUGGGCGGCCUGGCGCCCAUGGACACGGCCAGCGUAGACUACGGCAGCAGCAUGGUCAGCGCCAACCUGCUCUAUGGCAGGACGUGGUAACCCGCGGGGGAGAGGGGCCGGGCUGCCCCCUGCGCCCCCCGGC
Alligator mississippiensis (American alligator) is the source of this 1087-nucleotide messenger RNA. It is a transcript of the gene NKX2-4, whose product is annotated as NK2 homeobox 4. Gene Ontology annotation, molecular function: RNA polymerase II cis-regulatory region sequence-specific DNA binding; DNA-binding transcription factor activity, RNA polymerase II-specific. Bases 1 to 1044 code for a protein of 347 amino acids. NCBI's taxonomy places the organism in Eukaryota, Metazoa, Chordata, Crocodylia, Alligatoridae. Gene Ontology annotation, cellular component: nucleus. Gene Ontology annotation, biological process: regulation of transcription by RNA polymerase II; cell differentiation. The transcript has 2 exons. The record is from RefSeq and is a predicted model, not a curated record.